Messenger RNA from Ceratitis capitata (Mediterranean fruit fly), 2160 nucleotides. RefSeq lists its product as uncharacterized. Bases 803 to 1315 code for a protein of 170 amino acids. The record is from RefSeq and is a predicted model, not a curated record. The transcript has 2 exons. NCBI's taxonomy places the organism in Eukaryota, Metazoa, Arthropoda, Insecta, Diptera, Tephritidae.
UAAGUUUCUAUAAUUCUACCCCUUUGCCCCCGAGAGGAGGCUCUCACUCAUCAAGUGAUGCACUAAAGAGGUGACUAUCGCUCACCACUUGGUUUGCUGCAGUAACUCGAUACGCCGGACUAACUGUUUUCGUUUGCUUUCUUCGACGCGGGCUCUUAUACGGCAUUUCCACGAUAGCCCAAUUACGUGUUUCGCUCUCUCAAUCGUAAUUCGAACUCCAAAUACAUGCCGAAUUAUUUAAUUUGCCAUACAAAUUUUCGUGAGCGAAUUACAAAACUGACAAAACUGUCUAACUGCGUGCCGUGUGAAUGGGGGUAAUUCGCAUUCGUAAUUGAGAGAUGGAAACACGUAAUUGGGCCGUCGUAGAAAUGCCGUAUUACGCUCUUUAUAUUUAAUCUUACAAAGUAAAAAGGGAAAUUAAUAUAAGAUUCUCUUACCUGAGAUUAGUUCGAACCUGACAGUCGUGACAGUGACACAGCAGAAUUUAAAGUUUUUCAUCCUUAAAAGCAUGGAACGUGGUCUUGAAUUAAGUUUAAGUGAAGAUGAGUUAGAUUUCACAAUACUUAACGAGGAUAUUUUACCGCAAAAAAUUUGAUGGAAAUACAUUAUCUCCUUACUCGAUAUGGCGAAAUUGGCGGAAUGUAACCAUCGAAGAAACGUGGGCGUUUAUUGGUGUGAUAAUAAAUAUGGGGACGAUUCCGUUGGCAAAUUUGUAAGAAUAUUCGUCACGGAGUGAUGUCAGCUACAUUCCUUUUUAUUCGAACAAGUUUACAAGAGACAGAUUCAAUCAGAUUUUUUUUUAAUGCUUUAUCUAGAUACAAUCCGAAGACAAGAUGCAGGACCACGAACACGCUUACAGCUAGUUGGCAGUUUUCUGGAUUACAAAAACUCAAAAUUUGUACACUAUUUUACACCGAGAAGAGAACUUUGUGUGGAUGAAUCUACGAUCAAGUUCAAAGGUCGGGUCUCUUUCAUUACUUACAACCCGAAGAAACUGACCGAAUGGCGGAUUCUUGUUUAUACAAUGGCAGUCUCAUCUACCGGUUACUUGUGUGGCAUUCUUUCUUAUUAUGGAAGUUUGACAACAGACAGCUUGAUAAAGCGCGACCUACCGGUGACAACGAGAAUACCAUUGCAUCUGUAUUCAAUGCUGCUGGAAAAACUACCUGGUGCACAAGGACAUCAUAUGUUCACCUAUCGUUAUUACACGAGCUAUAAGUUGGCCGAAGAAAUAUUGAAAUUAAAAUACCACCUUAAAGGAACUAUCUUAACAAACAAACAAGACGGAUGUCACAUGCUUGAACAACUGGAAUAGCACAGGAAUGACGCCUGUAAAAGGAAUUUUACGAGGUGCUGUAGAAGUGACCUUCAAGAAACCUAUUGUAAUAAUAUAUUACAUCAAACAUAUGGGCGGUGUCGAUCGUGCCAUCAGUAUGCUUCAACGUACUGUUUCCUAAGAAUAUCUCUGAAAUGGUGGCCUAAACUAUUUUUUGGAGUCUGGAGAUUUGUUUAAUCAAUUCAUAUAUUUUAUAUACAACCACUAAACAACAGAGAACCGAACGGACGCUUAAUCACCUACGAUAUUUGAAGAUAUUAGUCAAGCAAUUGACUGGAGAUUUCCAACUCCCGCGCGACUGAGCCUCCAUUUCAAUUCACUUCAAUCCGAAAACAUCCGCCUAAAUAGAAAGGUGCAUAGCAUUCUAUUUUAUAUGUUGCUUUAUGUGUGUAAUCAUUUUAAGUUAGAUGUAAGAAAUUCACCAAAUACGCGCGAAAAAGGUUCCGAGUGCAAAGGACUAAAUUUGGGUGCGGCAAAUGACUGUUUACUCACUGCUUAACACACAACUAUGAAUAAGUAAAAUAACUCUGCUAAUAUGUGAACCUCAAGCAUUGUAUGGACUUACAGCUGUUGACAGCUACAUAGAAGCGAUGCUCCCUUUGAACCGAAUAUUCCUUUUGCCCAUCAAAGCAAGCAUUUUCAUAAUUUGUUUUACAACUUUAUUUUAUUAAAUCAUAUUCUAAGCAAUUUAUUCAAAAUUCAUGUUUAGAUAUUUUUAUACCAAAAACCCAGUGAAAUGCAUGAAUUAAGUGAGAAACCUAAUUAGAAAGAAAUAUUGAUAUUAAGAUAAAAUGUUUACUUUUAAAGUGUAAAUUUUUAAUAGC